Suhomyces tanzawaensis NRRL Y-17324 is the source of this 2301-nucleotide messenger RNA. RefSeq names its product protein serine/threonine phosphatase. Gene Ontology annotation, molecular function: RNA polymerase II CTD heptapeptide repeat phosphatase activity. The record is from RefSeq and is a predicted model, not a curated record. NCBI's taxonomy places the organism in Eukaryota, Fungi, Ascomycota, Pichiomycetes, Serinales, Debaryomycetaceae. The transcript has a single exon. Gene Ontology annotation, cellular component: nucleus. Bases 1 to 2301 code for a protein of 766 amino acids.
AUGUCGAGUCUGACUCCCAUCACACUACCCUCGUCAGCGCCGUUCCCCCUCAUCGUGUCGUCCAUCCUCGUCCGUCCAGGAGACACAAUCCCCAAGCACAAGACCAUUCUCAAAUACAAAUACUGGGACUACCAAGAUGACCCCAAUUCCAAGGAAGAAGUGCCUCCCAAAAUCCGCGUGGAGUGUAUCGGCAGCUUUGAGAGCCCUGUACAAGGACAGGUUCUGGCAGUGGCAGUGUCUCUUAACCAGGAGAUACUCCACCAGGGCCAGCAAAUCUGUACCAUCGUGGAACCUUGCACCCACACGGUGCAAUACGGAGGCCUCUGCGCGUUGUGUGGCAAGGCAGUCGAGGAUGAGAAGGACUAUACAGGCUACUCCUACGACGACCGUGCCACCAUCUCCAUGUCCCACGACAAUACCGGGUUGAAAAUCAGUUUGGACGAAGCCACUAAGAUAGAGCAGAGUACUACCGACAGGUUGGCAGAGGAGAAGAAAUUGAUCUUGGUGGUAGACUUGGACCAGACAGUCAUCCACGCCACCGUGGACCCCACGGUGGGUGAGUGGCAGCGAGACCCCUCCAACCCCAACUACCCGUUUGUGAAGGAUGUGAAAAGCUUCUGUUUGGAAGAAGAAGUGGUGGCGCCCCCUGGUUGGACUGGCCCCCGUUACGCCCCUACGAAGUGCUGGUACUACGUCAAGGUCAGGCCAGGCUUGCCGGAAUUUCUCGAAGAAAUCUCCAAGCUCUACGAGCUCCAUAUCUACACAAUGGCCACCCGAAACUACGCUCUUUCAAUUGCCAAAAUCAUCGACCCAGAUGCCAAAUAUUUCGGUGAUCGUAUUCUCAGCAGAGACGAAAGUGGUUCGUUGACCCAUAAGAAUCUCAAACGUUUAUUUCCCGUGGACCAGUCUAUGGUGGUGAUUAUUGAUGAUAGAGGCGAUGUUUGGCAAUGGGAAAGCAACUUGAUCAAAGUAGUGCCGUAUGACUUCUUUGUGGGAACUGGUGAUAUAAACUCCAGUUUCUUGCCAAAGAAGAACGGCCAAUUGACAGGGCCCAUGAAGAAGAGAAAGUCAAUUGCUCGCUUGGAACAAGAACUUGAAAAGGAAGAACAAAAAACUUCACCAAAGGAUGAAACGGAUACCUCGCCCGAUGCUUCUUCUCCCGUGGACAGAAUAUUGGAGUUAGCGGGUGGAGAAGAUAAUACUAAUUUGUUAAUUGAACAAUCGAUAACAAGAAACCAGUCAAUUGAACAACAACAACACGAUCGCCCACUAGCUAAAUUACAAGAGCAAUUGCAUAACCAACAUCAUAAUGGAACUCAUCUGGAUAGCAAUUCCAGAUCCAGCUCGCCAGGAUCUUCUGAUAAGGAGGAUGAAGAAGAUGAGGAAGAUGAGGACGAGAAUUUGCUUUACGACGAUGACAACGAAUUGUUCUCUCUAAACAAAGCAUUAGUCAACAUCCAUUCCGAGUAUUAUAAAAUACUUGAGAAAGGCAUAGUUACCAACCCACAAUUUAGACCAGACUUAACUAGAAUUGUUCCACAAAUGAAAAGUAACUGUUUGAAAGGAGUCACCAUAUUGUUUUCUGGUAUAAUUCCGUUAGGUGUCAACAUCAACUCUGCAGAUAUUGUCAUAUGGUGUAAGCAGUUUGGCGUUGAGGUUGUGAAUGAAGUUUUUCCAGAAGUUACCCAUGUUGUAUGCCGAGACUCUGCCAACGGACCUGGGCCCACUUUUAAGGCUAGAGUUGCUCGUAAACUUUUGCCCAAUGCCAAAAUUGUUAACCCAGACUGGUUGUUUGCUUGUUUGAGUACAUGGAGCAAGGUGGACGAGAAAGACUACUUGAUCUCGCAAAAUCAACCAGAGGACUGGAAGGUGAACCAAAAAGACAUUGAAAAGUACCAAAAGGCCGUGGAAAGAAAGUUGGAAAAGAACGUAGUUGGAGCCACAACUAUUGAGACUGCCCCAUUCGAGCAAUAUGAUUUUGAAGAUGCAAACCAAGAAGUCGAUGAUUUCCUUGCUGAUAUUAGCGAUGACGAAGAUCCGGAUGACGAUGUAGUCGACGGAGUGGAUGAAGAAGACGAAGAAGACAAGACAACAAGUACGUCUGUUGAUUCGUUCAUAAAGGAUGCAUACAAAGCCAAGCGUCCCAGGAUCGACGACGAGUUAGACGACGAGUUGGACGAGAGUCCCACGAACGGUACUCACAAAAAACAAAAGGUGGAGGAACCAGUUGCUAUAGUAGAGGACUUGGAUGAGCUCGAGAAGGAGCUUCUUGACGGUUUCGACGACUUAGAAGAAGAAUAG